Aspergillus ochraceoroseus IBT 24754 is the source of this 351-nucleotide messenger RNA. RefSeq lists its product as uncharacterized. Lineage: Eukaryota; Fungi; Ascomycota; Eurotiomycetes; Eurotiales; Aspergillaceae. The coding region runs from base 1 to 351 and encodes 116 amino acids. The transcript has 2 exons. The record is from RefSeq and is a predicted model, not a curated record.
AUGCCAGCAACCACCCAGCCAGACCCAAGCCUCCUGUUCCUGCACCUGUGCAUACAGAACUCAGACCUGAACAAGAUUGAUUUUGCUGCUGUCGGCGCCGCUACCGGCCUCAAUAUCCCCGCGGUUCGGAUGCGUUAUUCCCGCCUGAAGAAAAGCCUCGAGAGCAGCAUCGUCGAUGGCAAAGUGAAUUUGAAUGUCAAGUCCGCUGAGAAUGCCGCGCCCGCGUCCGCAGAGGAGCAGCCUGACGCAUCUCCUGCGUCUCCGUCGUCCGCGCAGAAGAAGAAAAACCGUGUGGCCAAGAGGAAGGUGGUGGGUAAGCAGGAGAAGGUGGCGGCCAAGCAAGAACACUAG